Molecule: messenger RNA, 1602 nt
Organism: Fonsecaea erecta
Lineage: Eukaryota; Fungi; Ascomycota; Eurotiomycetes; Chaetothyriales; Herpotrichiellaceae
Exons: 2
Coding region: 1-1602 (533 amino acids)
Molecular function (GO): iron ion binding; oxidoreductase activity, acting on paired donors, with incorporation or reduction of molecular oxygen; heme binding
Source: RefSeq, a predicted model, not a curated record
AUGGCGUUGCUGAUACCCCCGAUGAUGGCGGAACUGGCCAUCACAACUCCCAAGUAUUUGGUCCUGGGGAUCUUGUUGCUGGGCAUCAUUCUCUCCGUUGCCUGGAAACAUCUCCAGAACGACAGGUCCCAUGCCAGCCUUGAAGGCAUCUCGGAGGCGCCUGGGGCCUUGCCGGUGAUAGGACAUCUACACCUGUUGGGUGGACGACGUGGGGAGAACGAUGCCACCAUGUAUUCCCGGUGGGCACGGGCGACCAAGUCGGACCUGAUCUCCUGCCGGAUCGGCGACCAGGUGACGGUUGUGGUCAACACGUUCACGGCGGUGCGGGAGCUGUGGGUGAACCAAUCUCCCGCCCUGGUUGACCGGCCCGCCCAGCCGGGCUUCCUGGACAAGGUCGGCGUCGACAUCACCGGAUCAUCGCUCACCGACCAGAUCCGGCGGUGUCGGGCGGCGUCCCUCAAGGCCCUAGGCAAGAGCAUGUGGCCGGAAUACUAUCGACUCCUGGAACCGUCGUCCGAGGGGCUGGUGUUCUCCCUCCUGGCCGCCGACUCGGGCCUCAUCAAUCUCUACCCGAAGCUGCGUACCGUCAUCUUCGACCUGGGCCUGUCGCUGACGUACGGCGUGCGGUAUGGCCAGUUCGACGAGGCCUUCAUGGACUCGUUUCUGCAAUCGAUCCUCGACAUCACCGCCGUACGGGCGUCGACAGCCAAUUUCCGCCACUAUAUCAAGUUCUUACGCUGGCUGCCAGAGUGGUCGAGCACCAAAAAGACAGCCGAGGCGGCAGUCCAAGUGCGCGCCGCCCACGUUCACCAGAUCUACAACGCCUACCUGGAUCGCGUCCGGGAGGAAGGCCACGUCAACUGCGUCGUCUCGUCUCUGGGAUCCGACAAGCUCUCUGAGGAGGAGAUCCACGGCACGUGUCUGUCCUUGCUUCAGGCCGCUCCUGACACCAUCGCCACGGGCAUCUAUCAGUGCGUCGCCUGGCUCGCUUCUCCAGAAGGAAUUGGCUUCCAGUCCACAAUGUAUCAGGCCAUCUUGGACGUGUACGGGGGGGACCGCGACCUGGCCUGGUCCAUGGCGUUUCGGGAGGAGAAAGUGCCCCUGGUCACAUCUCUGUACAAAGAAGGCCUUCGCUUCUUCACCGUCACGCCGUACAGCGCGCCACGCCAGACGACCAAGGAUGUGCAGUACAAGUCUGCCAAGAUCCCCCGCGGCACCGCCGUCUACAUGAACGCGCAACAGGCCAACCACGACCCGGCCCACUACGGCGCCGACGCCUGGUCGUUCAACCCGACACGCUUUCUCGGCGAUACCUCGCCCUUGCCACAUGUGUCCUUCGGCGCGGGCGGCCGGAUUUGCCCCGCCAUGGCCUUGAGUAACCGUCUCAUGUCCGCGUUUUUGGUCCGUCUGACGCUGGCCUUUGAGAUGAGACUGGCGGACCCCAAGGUCGAUAAGAACGCGAGGUUCCCCGUCAUCGAUGGCGUUCGUUUCUCAGACGUCCUCGACGAACUGGUCGCUGCGCCUCGGAUGUACGACUGCCGCUUCAUUCCUCGGGACCCCGCUUGGUUGACUGAACUCUCAAUGAAAGCGAAGGCCCCAUGA